AUGCAACCUUCGAUCCGUGACGAAUUGGCCGUUCUCGCCAAAGGCAUUCCUCAAGAUUCUCUUCCACCAAAAUUAUCGUACUCGGAGAUGAGAGAUCCUUCGGUUCCGCACGCUCCCAUCAAGAAUAUUGAUAGAAUUCUUCCCAACAAGCAAGAUCAAAAACAAGCCGUUGCCAAUGCUCUUCGUUAUUUCCCCAAAAAGUUUCAUCAGGAAUUAGCAGAAGAAUUUAUCUAUGAAUUAAAGACUUUUGGACAUAUUUACAUGUACCGUUUUAGACCAAGAAAUUUUGAAAUGAAGGCUUACUCGGUGGAGGAUUAUCCUGCAAAAUGUAAACAUGCUGCGGCCAUCAUGGUGAUGAUUUGUAAUAAUUUAGAUCCUCGGGUUGCUCAAUUUCCUCACGAGUUGGUUACAUACGGAGGUAAUGGAUCAGUGCUUUCUAAUUGGGGACAGUUUUUGUUGUUGAUGAAGUAUUUGAGUGAAAUGACAGAAGAACAAACAUUGGUCAUGUAUUCGGGACAUCCACUGGGAUUAUUCCCUUCAUCUCCAAUGAAUCCAAGAGUGAUGAUUACCAAUGGUCUAGUCGUUCCUAAUUUUUCAAGUCGUGAUGAUUAUGAAAGACUUUAUGCCAUGGGAAAUACUAUUUAUGGACAAAUGACGGCUGGCUCCUACUGUUACAUUGGACCUCAAGGAAUUGUUCAUGGAACUACAUUAGUUGUGUUGAAUGCCGGUAGAAAAUACUUGUCACUCGAAGAUUUGAGCGGAAAAGUUUUUGUCACUUCUGGAUUGGGUGGAAUGAGUGGAGCUCAACCAAAAGCUGGAGUUAUUUGUGGAUGCAUCACAGUUGUUGCUGAGGUAAAUGCUGAUGCUCUCAACAAGCGAUUGAACCAAGGAUGGCUCAAAGAAUCAGUUGGUACUGAUCUCGACAAGUGUAUUCAAAGAAUUAAGGAAGCUCGUAAAAACAAGGAAGUGACCUCCAUUGGUUAUCUUGGAAAUAUUGUUGACUUAUGGGAAAGACUUGCAAAAGAAGAUGAAUUACUUGUCGAAUUAGGAAGUGAUCAGACCUCACUUCACAAUCCACAUGCUGGAGGAUACUAUCCUGUUGGAUAUUCCUACGAAGAAUCAAAUAAGAUUAUGAAAGAAGAUCCAGAAAAAUUCAAACAAUUAGUCAGUGAAAGUUUGCGAAGACAAGUCGCUGCUAUCAAUUCGCUAACCAACAGGGGAAUGCGAUUUUGGGAUUAUGGUAAUUGUUUCCUCUAUGAAGCCUCAAGAGCAGGAGCUGACAUUUUGAAAGACAAUGGAGAUUUCAAAUAUACAUCCUACGUUCAGGAUAUUAUGGGAGACAUUUUCUCACUUGGUUUUGGCCCAUUUAGAUGGGUUUGUUUGAGUGGAAACGAGAAGGACUUGGAAACAACAGAUCAAAUUGCAGCUCAAGUCAUUAAGAGUCUCAUGGAAAAAGCUCCAAUCAAACCUGCACAGCAAUACAAGGAUAAUUACAAAUGGAUUGUACAAGCUGGCGAAAACAAACUUGUGGUUGGAUCUCAAGCAAGAAUUCUCUACUCUGACAUUGAAGGCAGAAUGCAAAUUGCUCUCGAAUUUAAUAAGGCCAUCCGUGAAGGAAGAAUUUCUGGACCAAUUGCACUCAGUAGAGAUCAUCAUGACGUUUCUGGUGCUGACAGUCCUUUCAGAGAGACUAGCAAUAUUUAUGAUGGAUCUAACAUCACAGCCGAUAUGAGCACACAUACGUUUGCUGGAAAUGCUAUUCGUGGCGCUACAUGGUGUGCUCUUCACAAUGGAGGUGGAACAGGUUUUGGAUUGGCCUCUAAUUGUGGUUUUGGUCUCGUGUUGGACGGAACUGAAGAUGCAGAUGAGAGAGCCAAGAAUGUGUUGUUCUGGGACGUUUCGAAUGGAUUAGCGAGAAGAAGCUGGUCCGGCAACAAUAAUGCAUAUGAAACAAUUCAUAGAGCCAUGGAAGUGAAUCCAAAUUUAAAGGUUACAAUUCCAGAGUUUUGCGAUCUUGAUCAGCUCAAUUUGUAA
This is a messenger RNA of Naegleria fowleri, 2034 nucleotides long. RefSeq lists its product as uncharacterized. The transcript is spliced from 5 exons. Gene Ontology annotation, molecular function: urocanate hydratase activity. Gene Ontology annotation, biological process: L-histidine catabolic process. NCBI's taxonomy places the organism in Eukaryota, Heterolobosea, Eutetramitea, Acrasida, Naegleriidae. The coding region runs from base 1 to 2034 and encodes 677 amino acids. The record is from RefSeq and is a predicted model, not a curated record.